Molecule: messenger RNA, 2477 nt
Organism: Arachis ipaensis
Lineage: Eukaryota; Viridiplantae; Streptophyta; Magnoliopsida; Fabales; Fabaceae
Source: RefSeq, a predicted model, not a curated record
UGACCAAUUGAGGCAGAAUGAACAGGACACGGUUGGCUCCUAAGUCGGAGCAUAGUUAUAGCAGUGGUCGGUCAUGAGAAGACACGACAUGACUAAGAUCAAAAUCCAAAGAGCGAGUCUGAGUCUUCUUCAAAUUACCACUUCCUCCUUUCAGAUCCCACUUCCCUAUUCUUGCCGUUACCUUCAAGUUUCAACGCCACCCCUUUCAAUUUUCAACCCCAUCCCAAUGUUUCUCUCUCUCCUCAUUCUUCCUUCUUCCACCACAUUUGCCGCAUAACAAACCCCAAGCUACUCUCUUUCUCCCAUUUUCAUCUCUCUACUCCUUCAUGGACACCCUUCUCUCAUCUCUUCUAUUCUUUCUCUCCCUCUUUUCAAUUGGGUCCUCGCAGAUUCAGAAUUUUCAACAGGCGUUUCCCAUUGUGGAGCCUGAUCCUGGUCAUACAAAACUUAGACUUUCAAGAGAAGGUUUGGAGGCUAUUGAGAGAAUAACAAACCCCAUUGCAUCCGUGGCAGUGAUUGGACCGUAUCGCUCUGGAAAAUCUUUCUUGCUUAAUCAACUUCUUUCUCUUUCUUGUUAUGAAGGUUUUGGUGUUGGGCACAUGCGUGAUACCAAGACAAAAGGAAUAUGGAUUUGGGGAACCCCAAUAGAGUUGGAUAUUGAUGGAGUAAAAACUUCCGUAUUUUACCUUGAUACAGAAGGAUUUGAAAGUGUUGGAAAAUCAAAUGUAUAUGAUGAUCGGAUAUUUGCUCUGGCAACUGUCAUGAGUUCCGUGCUUAUCUAUAAUCUGCCUGAGACGAUACGCGAAGCUGACAUUUCUCGGCUCUCUUUUGCGGUUGAGCUUGCUGAAGAAUUUUAUGGGAGAGUGAAGGGCCAAGAUGUUGCAUUUGAACCUGCUAAGCUCUUGUGGCUUAUACAACGUGAUUUUUUGCAAGGGAAGUCAGUGCAACAAAUGGUGAAAGAAGCUCUUCGAAGAGUCCCCAAUGUCAAUGGGGACAAAAAUAUUGAUAUGGUCAAUCAGAUACGGGACUCAUUGGCUAUAAUGGGUGACAAUAGUACUGCCUUUAGCUUACCACAACCGCAUCUCCAGCGGACAAAGCUCUGUGAUAUGAAGGAUGGGGACCUUGAACCAUUAUAUGUAAAAAGAAGGGAGCAACAUACUUGAAGCCUUGAACAAAGGAGAGAUCCCAUCGACUGGUUCUCUUGUGGAGAUUUUCAACAAGGAUAUUCUUGAAAGAUGUCUUAAAUUAUACAGUGAAAGGAUGGGAAAAUUGCAACUACCUCUUCCAGAGGGAUCUCUGCAACAGUCCCAUGAUAACUCUAGAGGUGAAGCCAUGCGAUCCUUUGAUCAGCAACAUUUUGGUCGUCACCAUGCUAAGAAAUCAGUGACACAACUGGAUGAAGAAAUACAGAAGGUAUAUAGGAAUGUCAUUUUAAAAAAUGAAUACCAAUCUUCAAAGCUAUGUGAGGCAUUGUACACCAAUUGCGAGGACAUGAUGGAUCGGCUUCAGGUUCUCAGACUACCUUCCAUGGCAAAGUUUAAUGCGGGAUUGCAGAAAUGCAAUCAUAGUUUUGAGCACGAGUGUGUCGGACCGUCGAAAACAAACUACGAGCAGCGCAUGAUGAAGAUGUUGGGGAAAUCUAAGUCUCAAUUUAUAAAGGAUUAUAACCAAAGGCUUUUUAAUUGGUUGGUGGCCUUCUCCCUCGUCAUGGUCGUGAUUGGCCGCUUUAUUAUAAAGUUCAUUUUGAUCGAAAUGGGAGCAUGGUUACUUUUUAUAUUUCUUGAGACCUACACAAGGAUGUUUUGGUCAGCAGAGUCACUGUACUAUAAUCCAGUUUGGCAUUUUAUAGUUGCAACAUGGGAAACUCUUGUUUAUAGCCCAGUUCUUGAUCUUGACAGAUGGGCUAUUCCCCUUGGUGUAAUUGUGUCCUUAUUUGUUCUUUAUUGGCGUUGUUAUGGGAAAAGGAAACAUGGAUCACGGUGGAUACUACCUUUAUAUAGCAACAACAAGAACGGCCGGAGUCGACCAAGAUCAGAUUAGAAGCUCUGGUAAUUGCAGUUGCAGCCGAGCUUUGAGAAUUCGGUAUGCUUCUCGUCAAUUCAUCGCUUUCGGCGAGCUUUUCUCUUUUCGAAACAUAGAGGCCGCCCACGACGAGAAGUUCUUCUGCAAAAAGUGUAAAGUAAAAAAGAUGAUCCGAGGGUGAUUGAUCUCUGCAGCAGCUUCUGUAAUGGCACGUUCAAAAGAGUUGUUCUUUGCUGCAACAGCAUGUUAAUUCUAAUACUUGGCAGUUAUUUAUUUCAGAUUAUAGUAGAGUAAAUUGGAUUUUAGAUAUACGUUUUUGUGGCACCAAUCAUGUAUUAAACUGUAAAAUUAAAGCAAGAGAGGAAAUACAAGUUGAUUCUUUAUUCUUUUUGUUGGUGACUGGUGAUAUUUGUGACUGAAGAAAUUACCUUCCUGGUAUCCAGGAAUUUUUUUGC